GAACUGUCUCAGGGGGGAGCGAACUGUCUCGGGGCGAAACUUUCCAGGGGCGAAGCGUCCCACGCUUCCGUCUCACUCAAGGCUAGAUGGCGCUAGAAACAUUUCUUCCUGUUUUCGGAAGGCUUUUUAUCAUGUGAAAAACAGUGAAUAUUUCAAAGAAAGAGAUAACCUGACAGGAAAACUACGUCACUUACCAUAUUAAAAUAUGGAUGUAGACGAUUCACCACGCAGUGGAGGCAGUACGCCUGUUUUGGACGAGCCAACAUACCAUGAUGAAGAAUCACAGGAGGGUACGGAGAUCAACAGAGCAGGUAGUGUCAGUGAACAGGGAAGUGAUAUUGGGUCUCCAAGAAACAGGGAGAUUAAUAUGGAUGAUGAUUAUGUGAGUGAUGGUGGAGAAGUAGAAAGAGAGGAAGUAGAAAGAGAUGUAGGAGAUGAUGAGGAUGCUGGACCAGCAUCACCGGAUGGGUUUGAUCCAGCAUCUGCUGAUGGUCCUUUGUCCCCUACAGACAGUAAUGGACCUAUGUCUCCAGAGCCGGAUGCAGGACCUGCAUCACCAGAUGGUAGUUUUGAAGAAAUCGUAUCCCCAGCAGGAGCCGGUCCAGCUUCACCAGAAGUCGGAUCUCGAGGUAGCAGUCCUCUUUCUCCUGAUUGGCCUGCAUCUCCAUCAGCUAAAUCUCCAAUGUAUAGUCCAAGUCCUGCUAGAAGCAGAAGUGGUUCACCAGAUGAAAAUGAAAGAGGCUCCCCUGCUAGAAGUCGUUCAGGAUCUGAGGUCAGAAGCAGGUCUGGAUCUCCAAGAAGUAGGUCAGCCUCCCCAGCAAGAAGUAGGUCUGGCUCCCCUGUUAGAAGUAAAUCUGGAUCCCCUGCAAGAAGUGGAUCAGGUUCUCCUAGAAGCAGGUCAGGUUCACCAAGAAGUAGAUCAGGAUCCCCAGUAAGAAGUAGGUCAGGAUCCCCAGUAAGAAGUAGGUCAGGGUCACCAAGAAGCAGGUCAGGUUCACCAAGAAGUAGGUCAGGAUCCCCAGUAAGAAGUAGGUCAGGGUCACCAAGAAGCAGGUCAGGGUCACCAAGAAGCAGGUCUGGAUCUCCAAGAAGCAGGUCUGGAUCUCCAAGAAGCAGGUCAGGAUCACCAAGAAGCAGGUCAAGAUCGAGAAGUUUUUCACGUUCAAGAUCUGGAUCCCCAAGAAGUAGGUCUGGUUCUAGAAGCAGGAGUCGUUCCGGAUCUCCACGAAGCAGGUCAGCAUCACCAGCAGCCAGAAGUGACGAGGAAAAGGAGAAGGAAAAAGCACCUGGCAGUGAUGAUGAAAAUGACAUUGACAAAGAUGAAUUGAUAGCAGAUAUUUUUGGCUCAAGUGAUGAAGAUGAGGAGUUUGAGGGUUUUGAAGAAGCUGACGUGGAAGCUGCAAAGAAGAAGAAGGAGAAAAAGAAAGGAAAGGAAUCUAAGGCUAUUGUGUCUGAUGAUGAAGAAGGGGGCGGAGUUACAGGACAGGUGGAGAACCAGGAAGUGGUCCCCAAUAUAUCAUCGGAUGAGGAAGUUGACAAAUUUGAUUUUGUAUCAGAUUUUGAUUUGAUGUUAAUGAAAAAGAAAGAUGAAAUGAGGAAAAGAAAGAAGCGUCGGCGGGAUGUGGACAUAAUUAAUGAUAAUGAUGACCUUAUAGUAGAUAUGAUUGUCAAAAUGAAGGAAGCUGCAGAGGAUGACCGUGCACUCAAUAUGCAGAAGAAACCCGCCAUAACCAAACUGAAAAUGCUGGGCCAUGUGGUAUCUCAACUGAAAAAAGCUGAUCUUCACUUGGCCUUCCUCGAUUGUGGAAUACUCAGUGCGAUGACGGAAUGGCUGGCCCCUCUUCCAGACAAAAGUCUGCCCCAUUUACAGAUCCGUGAACAGUUUUUACGACUUCUUCAUGAGUUUCCAGCCAUUAGCAAAGAGGGAUUAAAGACCAGUGGAAUUGGUAAAGCCAUUAUGUAUCUGUACAAACAUCCAAAAGAAACCAAGGAAAACAAAGACAGGGCUGGGAAACUCAUCAAUGAGUGGUCCAGACCCAUUUUUAGCUUGACGUCAAAUUUUAAGAAGUUGUCCAAAGAAGAAAGAGAGGAAAGAGAUUAUGAACAGCUGCCCAAAAAAAGGAGAGUCAGUUCAGAGGGAAUGACACCAAGAAGAGACAUCGACAAAGCUUUAGAGGGAGAAGAUAAGCAAUUAAGACCAGGAGAUAAGGGCUGGAUAAAUAGAGCGAGGGUACCAAUGCCCUCUCACAAGGACUAUGUCGUCCGUCCAAAGUGGGAAGUGGAGGAAGAACUUCAAGCAAAGAGUUCUGGAAAGAAGCCUCCUUCAAGAUAUGAUAAGCAUGUGAGGGCAUUUGCAGAGAAAAAGAAAUUCAAUAAAGCGCAGAGGGCUGUGACAAUCAGUAUUGAGGGCAGAAAUAUGGCCCUCUGAUAAGUGAGAAAGAACUUCAAGGGGGAGUGCAUAAAUGUAACUCUAUAAAUUCUUGAAAUUAGCAGCGGAACAUCAGAAAUAUGACCCGUUGACUUCUGCAACAGUGAAGCGGUGCAUUGUUUGAUGCAGGCAGUUGCAGAUACAAGUGUUUUCUGAUACCUAGCUCAAUAUACAUGUACAUAAAACACACCAGUCUUUGUGUACAUGUAAGUAUUUGAGUAAUUGUUUUGAUAAAUCUGUUCUGCUGGAUCUAGGGACUCGUCAGAAGAGAUGUACAGUCUGUGUACCAAGCAUAGUAUCCUCUCUCAUCACUCUGUGGUGAUUCAUUUUGAAAAGAUGCAGACAAGAUCAUUUGAACAAUUUCAAUAACAUUUUCAGUAUGUGGUCAAGCAUUAGCAUCUAUAUAUAUAGAGUGUCCAAACUAUUUAUAAAUCUUUUAGGAGCAAAGAAUUUUAUAAAGAAAGUUGCACUUUUAAAAAUUUCUCCUUUAGAAGCAAAAAAAAAAAAAUUUUUAACGAAUUUUUUAUAAGAAUAAUUGUUUUUCAGGUGCAUGAAAGUAUCUUUUCAUGAAUUUUCAAUUGAAAAAAUGUAAAAACAAUUGAAAUGUCAAGGUCAUAGAUAAUAAAGGUCAUGAUGCAGAACCACACCUGUAAAGGUUAUUAAACAGGACAUUAAAUGUGGUCACACUUGGUGGCUUAGUGCUUCAAACACAUUUGCUUUUUUUUUUUAGUAUUUUACAUAACAUGGUUGUUGCAAAAUAUUUUAUUGGGAUGAAAUUUAUAUUGUACAUCAAAACCCAGUAUCUCUCAGGAGAGACAGUAAUUUUGUCUAUAAAGAUGGAAGAACCAUU
Messenger RNA from Ostrea edulis (European flat oyster), 3278 nucleotides. Its product is annotated as IWS1-like protein. The record is from RefSeq and is a predicted model, not a curated record. Gene Ontology annotation, cellular component: nucleus. The transcript is spliced from 16 exons. The coding region runs from base 206 to 2428 and encodes 740 amino acids. Gene Ontology annotation, biological process: poly(A)+ mRNA export from nucleus. Lineage: Eukaryota; Metazoa; Mollusca; Bivalvia; Ostreida; Ostreidae.